Messenger RNA from Pelobates cultripes (western spadefoot toad), 10647 nucleotides. The record is from the annotation of a GenBank genome assembly. Lineage: Eukaryota; Metazoa; Chordata; Amphibia; Anura; Pelobatidae.
CUCAGAGAGCUCUCAGGUAUGAGGAGUAUAGACAGCUCCGGUAGCUCUGUUAUGUAUACUGAGUAUAGCUCUCAGAUAUAAGGGCAGGGUGUAGCUCAGGUAACACUCAGGUUAUCUCUUCAGUUGUGUGGGCUGCUGUCAGGUAUGCAAACGCACGCUCUGUCUUGGGAGGGGCUGGUAUGGAAUAAUCUGAGACAGGACUAGAUAGUAAAUCCGGUGGAGGAGCUUAGUCCACAUAGAGGAAGUAGCCAGGUAGAGACAUUGGAGACCCAGUGUGAGCAGGUAAAUCUCUAAUACUCUGUAUGUUCUGUUAGAGUGUGAUGUGAUAUGCCAUACGUGUGUGUGUGCACAGUGUAAGUGUUUUAUAAUGUAGGUCUGUGUGUUAAAUGAAACCAGAUAGCGUUUGUACUGUAUAGAAUGUAUAUCGUCCACUAUAGCACAGCAUGUGUACAGUGUUGGACACACGUACAUUUUAUAUAGAAAGAGAAUGUGUGUGUGUCUGUGUUCUCAUAUGUUACAAAUAUAUUUAUUAAACACAUUUUUGCCAAAUAAGCUAUGUUUGUGUAAAUUGCAAUACUAAAUACUAAAUUUGUAAAAUUUCUCCAACUCUGCUUGGCAAUUUUUGUCCUAAUUUUACAAUUUGUAUUUAGUGAAUAAACACCUUGGUUAUUUUCCGUACACACAGACAGUCCUGUUCUAACUGGCCCCAAACUACAGAAAGGAUGUGAAUGAAGGGCGUGUUUUUACACGUGUGUGAUUCAGUCCUAGAGCUGACAACAGAGAGUGACAAUGUUAUAUGCCAGUCAGAUUAGUUAAUAAAAUAAUCCAAUUAUCCCAACAUCUCCAUACCCUUUAUUUACCAGACUGACUUAUGUGACACUUUAACUGUAGACAGUGGGGCCUUUAGUGGAUCCGUCUUACUUCAAGUUCUUUAUCCAGUCCCCGUUAUGUUAAGGAAAUCUGAAAAAUGAUUCUCUAUCCUACAUUAGUGCGUUUAAUAUUCCUUCUUAUGUUACCUGUCUACAUCCUGUCUCAGUUAGACAGCCUCCAUGAUGCCAUAUCGCUGAUAAGUUAUUAGUUUAUACGUAAUCACAGAUAUUUAACAUUUUGGAUCAAUUUUGGGUUAGCAGAGACAAUGGCGUAGCGUGGGUUUUCAGCGCCUGUGGCAAGGCAAGUAUUGCGUCCCCUAACCCGUGGACCGUUAACAAUUCCCAAGUCCCUCAACGGGCGCCUAGAUAACCUAACUCCUCGUUCCCUACCCGCCUUGUCUCUGUGAUGUGUGUGACACUGAUAGUUGUGGUGUUGCAUAAUUUGUUUAGUCCAUCUCACACCUAAAGUAAAUUGUAUACACUAUAUACAUUUCUUUAGGCAUAAAGUGGAUUUUAAAAAUUACACAACGCAACUAUCGGUGUCACACAUGUCAUGGACACAAGGUGGGUAGGGAAGGAGGAUCGAGGUUAUCUAGGCACCCGUUACCGGCGUACCGGUAUGAUACCAUUUAAUCGGCAUUUACAUAAUGCCUAUUAAAUAACGUGGUUUCCCAUUUGAAGAUACCAUAGGUAUCUUUACAUGAGAAAUUAUGCGAUUAAUAUUCAUUGUGUAAUUCAAUUUACUAUAUUUUUUUAUCUAGAAUAAUGAGAUUAUUUUUUAUUGAAAAUAAUCAUACGAUAUUAAUUAUUUUACAAUUCUAGUUUCUCUAUAACCCUUUGAUUGUUAUGUGCAUCUCAUUCUUCAUAUUAUAACUUUACUGACAGAAUUGGUGGUGAUGUCCCAUGUACACUGUUAUUGAUAGGAAGCUGUGUGCUGUAAUGUCAAUUUUACAACAGCUGUAAAGCAGUUUUUACAAUCUUAGCACAUAAUAAAUACAUACUGGCGUACGUGAUCAUCCCUGCUUGAAUAGUUAGACAGUGAUUUUAUCUCCAGUAUGAAGUCGUUACUCCAUAUCAAUAUCAUGUUUAGCAAAACUGUUUUGUCUCUUCAAGAUAGGAGAUGGGUCCUUUUCAUGGUUUCCCUAAAAUGAAACCAUUAGUGAUUUGACUGAACAAGAGGAUUUGUAUUCAAUUCCUACAAAAUGAGGAAGAGACCAGGACGAGCACGCAGUCCAGGAACAGCCCAUGAUGAAGUCUUAAUCAAGUUCACAGAGGUGGGUAACUUUGCCCUGAACAGGGGUUACCAACCCAGUACUCAAGAACCCCCUACCAGUCGAGGAUUUAGGGAUUACCUAAAACAUUUUUGAAUAACAAGGUAUCCCUAUAUCCUAUAAUUUCAUAUGUUUUAAUAUUUGCUCAGAUUUUCUUUUAUUAUUAAAAAUGAAUCAGGAUUUAUAACAAAUCUUGAGUAAGUUAUGCCACAAAUGGAACUCAUCAUCACACAAGUCAAACAAACAGUUCAUCUACCGUGACCAAUGGAAUGCUGUGAGGAGAUAAACAGCGCAUCCGUCGCUGGAUUCUCAGGAUCUGAUUGGCCACUGGCACCACGUGUUAUGAUCGUAAACAAUAACUACCCUUAAAGAAUAUUAUAAACAAACUUGUGAUACAAUUCCAAAAUGGCUGUCUUCACUCAAAUUCAGAUAUUUUACUGGUAAUUGUAUCUAAACUUACUAUAAUUUGUAUACAUGUAAACUGCAAUAUCUGGUGUUAUGUGCUGAAACCGAUAUUUGUAAAUACAUUUUCAGAUGAUGAGCCCAUUAUAAGUCAGAAAAAACAGUAAAGCUCCUUUAAUUAAAAAGGUUUGGUUUUAAAGGAGGAAGCAACGUUAGAAAGGUUGGCUGGUCCACUUUAUAAGGAGGUGACCAAUUGUUGGAAAGGAUGGGAAAUAUUCUACACCUAGCUAGCCCAUACAUAUUAAAUGAUAUGUGACAUAAUUAUGGUUUACUGUGUUGGUGACAUUCAUUGCUCUUCUUCUCUUAGUACGUCGGUUCGUUUGCUGUCAAGGAAUCUGAUUGGAGGAAAAGAGUGUGGAUCAUUGAAGAACAGAUGCGUUCUCUUAAGGUGAGUAAAAUUGGAAAUACAGUGACUUGAUCAUCAUUAAGAACAAAAAAUCAACAAAAGGCAACAUGCAUCGGUAAGAAGGGUUCAACGUUAAUUCCAAAUUUUUAAACAAAAUAGACUGAAAGAAACAGAUGACUUGGAAAAUAGUUGCAACUCGCAUAUUAUGGGCUAAAAUUUUAAACUGAUUUAAAUUCCUGACAAGUGCCCUUUUUACAUUAUAAAAUAUCUAUAAUUCCCACUUUUAAUGCAUUAAUCAUAAACAGGUGGCCCCUUAAACCCCUCUACAUCAAAUCUAUAGGGUCUAGCUGCACUAUAUCAUGGGAGAUGGGAGGUUUCGCAUUCUCAAAUUUGUCUGAAUUCUCCCUCUUGAUCCUUCGCUUAGCACGGUAAUUACUAAAAUGUGAACUGUGAGUUAUUAAAAGUAAAUAUAACGUAACUUUCAAAAUUUGGCUAAAAACUAUUUCACAUCUUUGUUUUGAGUUUGUCUAUUUUAGGAUAAAAUGUGAAAUUCAAUUCAAAUUCCCAACAUUUCAGACUUAAAUUAAUUAUCCUGACUGUGUUAGAGGUUUACUUUCUAAAACAAAGUAGAAUUUGUAGUAGUAUCCAAUAAGUUGACACAGGGCAGGUAGUACACAGAGCAGUGUGACGGUGGAAGCAGUAAAGAUUAACAGUGAUAUUGAAAAACGUAGAUCCACUUAAAGCAAUACCGACUAACAGUGAUCCUGAAAGAGUAGUAGAUACUUGGAAUAGCCUUCCAGUGGAAUCAGUAGAGGUAAACACAACUGGCAUGUCCUCUCAUAGUAUGAGAGCAGCUGACUUAAAAUAACACCGGACAGCAGUUUAUAAUAAAGUGUAUUGGCUCGGCUGACCCUGAUAAUGUAUCCCUGCAGGACUGCCCCAGGCGGAGGGCUGUGAUUCUCCGAUUCUGUCUUCAGGGAGUGAAGAUGUAUGAUGCAGAAAAUGAGGUAUUAUACACUGAUAGAGACACCCAGGACUUUACCCUUGUACAACACUACUGGAAAAUUACAACAUAACCUUUAACUGAUUAAACGCAAUCUCCCAGCAUACUGAAAUCUGUUUAUAUUACAACAUGGUGGGUGAGUCAGCCUUUAUAAAAAAAAUAAAACAUUUUUUUAUUGAACUGGCUUGAUAUAAACAUCCCAUGGAUGAGCCAGCACUCACAUCUGAGCGAGCUAACCUGACUCUUGAUGGCUUAGAGUUACAAAUGAUAUAGAUCUAUUUAUAUAGUAAUGUUUCUUGUAUGGAUAGUGAUCAUUGUGAAUCAGAAAUCACAUCUCUCCACGCUAAUCUGACUCUCAAUCUUCUGUGGUUAAAAAUGAAACAGACCUAUUUAUAUGUUAAUGUUUCCUGUAUCUGUCCACAAUAUAUUAAAUAGAUACUAGGGAAAUACUUGGGGGAUACGGUUUAGAUCAGCACUCACAUGUCUGCGAGCUAAUCUAACUCUCAGUCUCCAAUGGUUAUAAAUUAUAUAGACCUAUUUAUAUAUUAAUGUUUCCUAUAUCUCUCUACACUAAUCUGACUCUCAAGCUCCCGUGGUUAUAAAUUAUAUUGACCUAUUUAUAUAUUAAAGGGAUACUGAGGGGAUACAAAGUGAUCUGUUUACAUCAGCACCCACAUCUCUUCAUGCAAAUCUGACUCUCAAUACCUUUAGGUUAUAAAUGGCAUAGAUUUAGUUCUAUAUUAAUGUUUCCUGCAUAAAUACAUACUGGGUUAUUUACUAAAAUGAAAAAUGUCAGGCAUUGAAAGUGAAUUUCAAAUCUAAGGACAAAGUAGGCACACUGGAAAAGUCUCCAAUUAUGCUUCCAGUUUGGCUACUUUGGCCUCUUACACUUCAUUAAAUAACACUGAUAGUGGUCAGUGUGAGUCAGUGUCCAUCCCUGCAAGCUAACCUGACGUUUAAUGUCCCAAUGUCAUAAAUGAUUUAGGCCUCUUCAUAAACCCUUUUAGAUACUGUUGAUGGCCCACGCUCUCCGAAGAAUUCAGUACACCACCUGCCGCCCUGAAGACUGCCAGUUUGCCUUUGUGUCCCAUAAUCCACAGAGCUCUUCUCAUCAACUUUUCUGCCAUCUGUUUGCUGUCAGCCAACCUUACGAGGUAUGUUAGCCAGCCUAGAAAAACACAUUACCCAGCCAAGCAAGGUAUGUUAGCCAGCCUAGAGAAGCAUGCUAGCCAUCCAAGUAAGGUACCAUAGCCAAGCCAGCCUAGACAAGCAUGCUAGCCAACCAAGCGAGGUGUCAUAGCCAACCUAGAAAAGCAUGCUAGUCAACCAAGCGAGGUACCAUAGCCAGCCUAGAGAAGCAUGCUAGCCAACCAAGCGAGGUAUUAUAGCCAGCCUAGAGAAGCAUGCCAGCCAACCAAGCAAGGUACCAUAGCCACGCCAGCCUGGACAAGCAUGCUAGCCAACCUAGAAAAGCAUGCAUACAACCAACCGAGGUACCAUAGCCAGCCUAGAGAAGCAUGCUAGCCAACCAAGCGAGGUAUCAUAGCCAACCUAGAGAAACAUGCUAGCCAACCAAGCGAGGUAUCAAAGCCAGCCUAGCAAAGCAUGCUAGUCAACCAAGCAAGGUAUCAUAGCUAGCCUAGAGAAGCAUGCUAGCCAACCAAGUGAGGUAUCAUAGCCAGUCUAGAGAAGCAUGCUAGCCAACCAAGUGAGACUUCAGAGCCGGGCCCAUUACUCCCGUUAAGGGGAAAUCCUGAUUUCCCGGCUGACGAACAGGGCCCAGUGGGGAGGGUGAUGAGACACUUUAGGUUCCCACGAAGUAGCGAUGUGCUGAGAACACGAUGUGGUGAACCCACUGGACAACCAUUUUCCAGGCACAACACACACUUGUACACUCCAUUAUGAGGGCACCUCCUCGAUCCCCCGAAAGUCAUGUUUAACCAGGGACAUAACAGAUUUUUAGUUCAUGUGUCUAUAUGACUCAAUGGUACCUAAGAGCAUUUUGGUAAUAUAUAACAUGCUGGCAGUGGGACGAUACCUGCUAGCUCCCCAAUGCAUGAGGAUGUGGGAGGAGGACCUCCAGCAAUCAUUUUCGAAUGAGGAGUGGGACAAGAUGAUUGGAUUGAUACAGAAGAACCCGGUGUCGGUCAGAGUACAGGAGAACUCAUACAAAAUAUUUGCAGCUUGAUCAAACCAGAUGCAACCAAUCAAUAUCAGGAACGUGCUGGCGGUGCGAAGAGGAAUAGGGCAUGUUUAUUCACUUAUAGUGGAACUGUAGACUACUUAAACCAUAUUUGGAGGCAAUCAGUCAUGUACAUAGUGACCUGUUGGAGGAGCCCCUCUCCCUAGAACUGGCAACAUUCCUGCUACAUCACACUCAACUACCACUACGAGUCUAUAAGCGCUAAGUGACUUCAAGUGUCUUAAAUGCAGCAAAGGUGUUGGUGCCACGGUUAUGGAGACAGACAUGUACUCCUCCACUGCGGCAAUGGAGGAGAUCAAAGAAAGAAGGAAAUUUGAAGACCUAACAUUUGUCUCCAUUUGAGAUAGGAAGCGAUACACCCAAUGCUGGUUCUACUGGCUUGAAUUCCUGUAUUCAGACCAUUUUGCUCAAUUUGGAUGGGCUCCUGAGCUGUGAGAUAUGAGGAGAGGCCAAUGUUCGGCUGACCUGGAACCCGCUGAGAAUGAACAAACCUGAUCAGAAAUCAACUGCAUCAUCCUCUGCCUGCACCUCUGGCGCCCUCUUUCUUCCCUCCUCUAUCCUCUUUUUCUCUCGAACCAACAGGUGGGCACACCGCAGGGGCAGCUUGGCCGCUUAAAUGCCCUUUUCUCUGCAUAGAAGCUUGGUGCUCCAACCUCACAUGGGUACAAGUGUCAAGGUCAAGUCUAAAACUUGAUAAAGGCUCAAAGAGGAGCUGAAACGUUGUCUCCUUGUGUGCCUGGAUAUUUAUUUUUUUCCAUGUGAUGUCUUCAGGGAUUGGCCUCCCUUUCUGGAGCACCCUGCAGGAAGUAUUGCCCCCUUUUUUUAGUGUGUGCAUUUUACUCUUGUUUUUUUGCAAACAACUGUAGUGCGGUAUGAUAGUCAGUCUAUCAUAGAAAGGUAUGGUAUACAGCCGAGCAAAGUAUUAUAGUCAGUCUAUCUUUAGAGAGGAAUGGUAUCCAGCCUAGAGAAGCAUGAAAGCCAGUCUAUCAUAGAGAGGAAUGGUAUCCAGCCUAGUGAGGUAUGAGAAACAGCCUAUCGUAGAGAGGAAUGGUAUCCAGCCUAGUGAGGUAUGAGAGCCAGCCUAUAGUAGAGAGAAAUGGUAUCCAGCCUAGUGAGGUAUGAGAGCCAGCCUGUUGUAGAGAGGAAUGAUAUCCAGACUAGCGAGGUAUGAUAGUUAGAGUCUAUCAUUGGAGAGGGAUGGUAUCCAGCCUAGUGAGGCAUGAGAGUCAGCCUAUCGUAGAGAGGAAUGGUAUCCAGCCUAGUGAGGUAUGAGAGCCAGCCUAUAGUAGAGAGAAAUGGUAUCCAGCCUAGUGAGGUAUGAGAGUCAGCCUAUCGUAGAGAGGAAUGGUAUCCAGCCUAGUGAGGUAUGAGAGCCAGCCUAUAGUAGAGAGGAAUGGUAUCCAGCCUAGUGAGGUAUGAGAGCCAGUCUAUAGUAGAGAGGAAUGGUAUCCAGCCUAGUGAGGUAUGAGAGCCAGGAUGUUGUAGAGAGGAAUGGUAUCCAGCCUAGUGAGGUAUGAGAGCCAGCCUAUCAUAGAGAGAAAUGGUAUCCAGCCUAGUGAGGUAUGAGAGCCAGUCUGUUGUAGAGAGGAAUGGUAUCCAGCCUAGUGAGGUAUGAGAGCCAGCCUAUAGUAGAGAGAAAUGGUAUCCAGCCUAGUGAGGUAUGAGAGCCAGCCUAUAGUAGAGAGGAAUGGUAUCCAGCCUAGUGAGGUAUGAUAGUUAGUCUAUCAUAGAGAGGAAUGGUAUCCAGCCUAGUGAGGUAUGAGAGCCAGUCUGUUGUAGAGAGGAAUGGUAUCCAGCCUAGUGGGGUAUGAGAGCCAGUCUGUUGUAGAGAGGAAUGGUAUCCAGCCUAGUGAGGUAUGAGAGCCAGUCUGUUGUAGAGAGGAAUGGUAUCCAGCCUAGUGGGGUAUGAGAGCCAGCCUAUAGUAGAGAGAAAUGGUAUCCAGCCUAGUGAGGGAUGAGAGCCAGCCUAUAGUAGAGAGGAAUGGUAUCCAGCCUAGUGAGGUAUGAGAGCCAGGAUGUUGUAGAGAGGAAUGGUAUCCAGCCUAGUGAGGUAUGAUAGUUAGUUUAUCAUAGAGAGGAAUGGUAUCCAGUCUAGUGAGGUAUGAGAGCCAGCCUGUUGUAGAGAGGAAUGAUAUCCAGCCUAGCGAGGUAUGAUAGUUAGAGUCUAUCAUUGGAGAGGGAUGGUAUCCAGCCUAGUGAGGUAUGAGAGCCAGCCUAUCAUAGAUAGGAAUGGUAUCCAGCCUAGUGAGGUAUGAGAGCCAGCCUAUCAUAGAGAGAAAUGGUAUCCAGCCUAGUGAGGUAUGAGAGCCAGCCUAUAGUAGAGAGGAAUGGUAUCCAGCCUAGUGAGGUAUGAGAGCCAGUCUAUUGUAGAUAGGAAUGGUAUCCAGCCUACUGAGGUAUGAGAGCCAGCCUAUCAUAGAGAGAAAUGGUAUCCAGCCUAGUGAGGUAUGAGAGCCAGUCUAUUGUAGAGUGGAAUGGUAUCCAGCCUAGUGAGGUAUGAGAGCCAGUCUAUUGUAGAGUGGAAUGGUAUCCAGCCUAGCGAGGUAUGAGAGCCAGUCUAUUGUAGAGAGGAAUGGUAUCCAGCCUAGUGAGGUAUGAGAGCCAGUCUAUUGUAGAGAGGAAUGGUAUCCACCCUAGUGAGGUAUGAGAGCCAGUCUAUUGUAGAGUGGAAUGGUAUCCAGCCUAGCGAGGUAUGAGAGCCAGUCUAUUGUAGAGAGGAAUGGUAUCCAGCCUACUGAGGUAUGAGAGCCAGCCUAUCAUAGAGAGAAAUGGUAUCCAGCCUAGUGAGGUAUGAGAGCCAGUCUAUUGUAGAGAGGAAUGGUAUCCAGCCUAGUGAGGUAUGAGAGCCAGUCUAUUGUAGAGAGGAAUGGUAUCCAGCCUAGUGAGGUAUGAGAGCCAGUCUAUUGUAGAGUGGAAUGGUAUCCAGCCUAGCGAGGUAUGAGAGGAAUGGUAUCCAGCCUAGCGAGGUAUGAGAGGAAUGGUAUCCAGCCUAGUGAGGUAUGAGAGCCAGUCUAUCAUGGAGAAGCAUGCUAUCAAGCCUAAAAAUGUUAAACUUAGUAAACUGGUUAAGUUACAGUCAUCGGCCUAUCUAGGUAUGCUAGCCAAUCUAAUGCAGUAUGGUGGCCUGCCUAAUGUAAUAUGUUAUUUGUUGUCAAUGCUAUUCUGCUAAUAAACUUUUCCAGGAGUUUAUUGCAUCCUUCUCUCUCCAGGCUCAUGGAUUAAAUCUUCUCUUGUGCCGCUCCUUCCAACUUGAGUACCUGGUUCGGCACCCCGAGGUACGUGACGUGGAGCCCUCCACCGUGCAAACAGCAUUCAAAACCCCCCAGAGAAAAGCAUCUGAAGAGGAUUUUGUAAGGAAGCCCCUAGAUCCUGGAUUGGUGUCUCAAAACAUUAACGCCUUGAUAUCUUUUCGCCACCUGCCACGGACUGAACACUAUGACUCCUCCAGCAGCCACGUGAGUUAUAACUAUUAUUUCACCACUGGUAGGCACAGUCACGUGUCAAAAAAUUUCCCUUUACUUCACUCCUGCAAAUGUGGACUCAGUGACACGGCUCAUAAGUUCCCAAGCCAGAGCAGAUUUGAGCAACAGAGCAGACCAACAGGACUGCUCACUAAAAUGGAAACUGGGGAUUGAUUGACCAUGGUAUUGAUCAUUUUAGGCUAAACUUCAGAACGUAAAAAAUGCCAACUCUUUUCUCUCUUUGUUAGUUUGGCUAUAAAUUACAUUUUUCACACCAUAUUUCCUGUAUUUCUGAGUUAGUGAAUGAUCUCAAUGUUUUACCAGCUGCACAAGAAAUAUUAUAAAAUUCUGCAAAGCAGAAUGUAUUCACUAAAGAGUAAGUCAUGGAUAGCUGAUAGCCACAUUGCAAAUUGUAGUCCAGAAGAGUAAUAUUGUGAAAAAGUCUGCAAAUUGGCAAAGUUGUCAGUUUGCUUAAACAAUAGUUAAUUACUUGAUCAUAAAAAUUACAGUAGAAGUAAAUCUAACCCUCACUUAGUAAAAUAAAAUAAUAAUAAUUAUUAUUAUAUAUGAGUUCCAGCCAACUUGUAGUUUAGGGAAUAAUUCCCUAGUGAUAUUACUGAAAUGUUGGCUAAACUGGGGAAACGUAUAGUGACCAUGCAAGGAUGUAGAAUGCUAGUAAUGUGAAUACAGAACAUGUACUCUAAGCCUCUACACUCAACGUGACUGGUUGCAUUGCGUAAAUGGAAUCCUGUCUCUUAGCAGGUAUCUAAGGCCACAAGAAUCCCACGAAGCUCUUCACUGGAAUCUCCAUAUUGCUCACCAACAUUGGUUCGGAAAAAAGCCAUUCGGAGCAAAGUCCUCCGAUCCGGUGCCUAUCGCUCCCCUAAUUAUGAGUCCUUACUCCAGCGAGAGACAGAGGAGCAAAGUCCCCCUGGUAAUCAUCAAGCCUCCAUUCUUUUCCUCUCAAAGUGUUAUUCACAGACUUGUGCUAAUCCAGGGUGUAUGUGGACUAUAGUGAAUAACCGUCAGUAG